GUCCUAUCAUUAACAUGUUACUUUUACUGAUUACUGCUCUUCUCAUCAACAGUGCUGAUGUAGCACCAGUUGAAGGAGUGGACAUCCCACAAGAAGCUGGUCUAGUGAUGGAGCAGGCUAAAGUACUGGCGGAGAGAGACACAGAGGAGGAGGAGGGGGACAGUUACACUGACAGUCUGUUAUUAAUGAACGAAAUUGAGAAGAGAGGUUGCUCCAGUGAAGGGAGGCUUUGUGCAAUGCAUAAGUUCUAUCAGCGGUGUGGCUACCAGAUGAUUCAAGAUCUCUGUCCCUGUACCUGCUCUGAAGACACUAACUCAGACUCUAAUUCAAACUCUAAUUCAAACUCAAACUCAAACUCAAACUCAAACUCUAAUUCAAACUCUAAUUCAAACUCUAAUUCAAACUCAAACUCUAAUUCAAACUCUAAUUCCAACUCUGGCUCAAACGAUAGGAGUCCUAAUGAUUCUUCAAGUGGAAGUAGAAUAAGUAGAGGGGAACAAGUUCUGUUAGAAGAACACAAUAAUAGGAGGAGACACCACGGAGUUCCAGAUCUGACGUACGAUACAGGACUUGCUGCUACAGCCGUAGCCUGGUGUAGAGUCCUCGCCAGGGACAACAAGUUCGAACACAGUGACCAGAACAACUACGUAGAAAGUGUGGGGGAGAACCUGUACUACUCGUUUGGAAUGAGCGUGGACCAGGUCCCAAGUGUAGCCGUGAAGAAGUGGUAUGAUGAGAUUGUAGACCACAACUACAACAACCCCAGAUUCGACUUUAAAACUGGUCACUUUACUCAGUUGAUCUGGAAGACUACCACUAAAGUGGGCUGUGGAGUAACGAGCCCCUCUGAAAACGCGGACAGAAAGAGUUAUGUGUGUUGCCACUACACUCCCCCUGGAAACUGGAAGGGGCAGUUCGGGACUCAUGUUCCUAGACCCCUGAGUGGAGUGAAAUACCCUUAAACUCUUAAAUACUCCGAUGAAACAAUUCAGUGCUCGGUUCUUGUAACCUAUUUUUACAUGUUGGGUUGCUUUUAUGAUUUUGUAUAUCACUCUGGGGUGCUUUUAAAUAAUAUGGCGUCUUUUUGGAUGAAGAUAUUAGUAUUUAUUGGUUAUUUAUAUUUAUAGUAUUUAAACUAGACUCAGUGAAAUACAUAGUUUUAUCAUUCAUUG
Bolinopsis microptera is the source of this 1172-nucleotide messenger RNA. RefSeq lists its product as uncharacterized. Gene Ontology annotation, cellular component: extracellular region. The transcript has 6 exons. The coding region runs from base 15 to 962 and encodes 315 amino acids. The record is from RefSeq and is a predicted model, not a curated record. NCBI's taxonomy places the organism in Eukaryota, Metazoa, Ctenophora, Tentaculata, Lobata, Bolinopsidae.